AUGGUGGUUCCGGAGCCGGAAAUCGACCAACAACAGAAGAACAACCACCCGUUCUCGUCCCUCGGACGGCAGUCGUCGAUAUACUCUCUCACUCUCGAUGAGUUCCAGCACGCUCUCUGCGAGAGCGGCAAGAACUUCGGUUCAAUGAACAUGGACGAGUUCCUCACCAGCAUUUGGACCGCCGAGGAAAACCAAGCCAUCAAUUCCAAUUCACAGAAUAACAACAACAACAACAACAACAACCAACACAACAGCAAUAACGGUAAUAACUACCUCGACGGCAACACGGGCGAUCAUAAUAACUUGUCCUUGAGAGAAGUUACUGCCGCAGCCGAAAAAGGCGGCGUCAUAGCCCGGCAGGCGAGCCUCACGCGCCAGGGCUCGCUCACGCUCCCCGCGCCGCUGUGUCGGAAAACGGUCGACGAGGUUUGGUCGGAGAUACACCGCAAAGGGAAACAAGAGCAAAAUCAGCGUAGCGGAAAUGAUAGUAAUGCCCGGAAUUCCGAUUCUACCCCUCGCCAGCCCACUUUUGGAGAGAUGACCCUGGAGGAUUUCCUUAUCAAGGCGGGGGUAGUUCAGGAACAGGCUCCGGUGGCGGCGCCUCCGCAUCCGUCCCAGCCGCAGCAGUUCGGAAUGUACCCGAGCAAUGCGGCUGGCUUGGUCCCGGGUUUUGUUGGCAGGCCCGCGGCAAUGGCUCCCGGAGCUGCGGCUGGCGGCGGCGGUGCUGCAUCCGCUUAUCAAGCAAUGCCGCAAGCCAGCGCGGCAUUCGGAGGAGAUUAUGCGGGGAACGGGGCGAGGAAGGGGGCGUACCCGCCGCCGCCUCCUACCACGGCUGCUGCGGCGGUGUGUUACAGCGGGAGGGCGGUGAAUGGUGGCGGCGGGUACGGCGGGGUGCAGUCGUUGGGGCUGGCUGCGCCGGUUAGUCCGGUGUCGUCGGACGGGAUAUGUGCGAGUCAGGUGGACGACGCCGGGAGUCAGUUUGGGUUGGAUAUCAGGGCGCUGAGGGGUCGGAAGCGGAUAAUCGAUGGGCCGGUGGAGAAGGUGGUGGAGAGGCGGCAGAGGAGGAUGAUCAAGAACAGAGAGUCCGCAGCCAGGUCUAGAGCCAGAAAACAGGCAUAUACAGUUGAACUAGAAGCAGAGCUUAACCAACUGAGAGAGGAGAAUACACAUCUUAAACAGGCUCUGGCAGAGCUUGAAAGGAAGCAAAAGCAACAGUAUUUUGAGGAAAUGAAGAUGAAAGUUCAAACAAAGUCAUAUAAAGGUAAAGAGAAGUUGAGAGUGUUCAGAAGGAAUUUGAGCUGCCCUUUGUGAUACCAAAAAAGCAUUUUGAGAAAUAGAGGAGAAAACUGACGAGAGAGAGGAAACUAUAGAAGGACAGAGUACAAACAAGG
Molecule: messenger RNA, 1391 nt
Organism: Morus notabilis
Lineage: Eukaryota; Viridiplantae; Streptophyta; Magnoliopsida; Rosales; Moraceae
Product: protein ABSCISIC ACID-INSENSITIVE 5
Exons: 5
Coding region: 1-1311 (436 amino acids)
Biological process (GO): positive regulation of DNA-templated transcription
Cellular component (GO): nucleus
Molecular function (GO): DNA-binding transcription factor activity
Source: RefSeq, a predicted model, not a curated record